Messenger RNA from Candoia aspera, 1596 nucleotides. It is a transcript of the gene SFXN4, whose product is annotated as sideroflexin 4. Gene Ontology annotation, molecular function: monoatomic ion transmembrane transporter activity. The record is from RefSeq and is a predicted model, not a curated record. The transcript is spliced from 14 exons. NCBI's taxonomy places the organism in Eukaryota, Metazoa, Chordata, Lepidosauria, Squamata, Candoiidae. Gene Ontology annotation, biological process: monoatomic ion transport; mitochondrial transmembrane transport. The coding region runs from base 179 to 1054 and encodes 291 amino acids. Gene Ontology annotation, cellular component: mitochondrial inner membrane.
GUGAAGUUGGGAGUGUGUCAGGAGAUCCCUUUCAAAGAACGAAUUGGCGCCGAAGGAAGAAUCGAGCCGCAGUGCGUGUGAGUGACGUCAAAGGCAAGGGGGUUGAUCCCGCGUCUCGAAGAGAUCUCCACGGACUUUUUUCCAAAGGUUGAAGCACUGGAUAGAAAUUUUGGACCCCAUGCUCAUAUUUGUACGUGAGGCGGACAUUAAUACAUCCAGAGAUCUUUUACUGAAUAGUGGAGAAAAUGCAACAUCAUUACAAGAUAAAAAGAUAAAAGAUGCCUGGAAAAUAAGUCUGGCCUGUGUGAAUCCCAGCACCGGUGAUACAAUUCCAUUUUUCUUUAGAGGAGGAGCUUUCGUGUGUGUUGCUGCUUCAUUGGUUGCAGUUGCUUCGUUACCAUACAAAAAGUUUUCGUCAUCGUUUUCCCGGCAGUUUGUUUUCCAUGCGUAUGUUGGUGGAUUCAAUUUGGUAAACAGUUCUGUGAAAAGGCAAUUUGAGAAUGGCGAGGGAAAGAAGCUUUCAUGGAAGCAGACAAUUCUUCCUAUUGGGAGCAUCCCAGGUUUGGCCUUAAUGGGGUCUCUCCCUAACUACGUUAUAGAGCGUAUGAAAUCACUGAAUACUCCAGCACAUUUCUUCAGCAAGGUCAUGGCAAGUUCUCUUAUGGCUAUUCUCUGUGCAUUCAAUGUGUUCACCGUGAGAAACAUUGAAUGUGAGAAUGGGAUUGAGGUCAUGGGUAGCACAGGUAAAGUCAUUGGAAUGUCUCAUGUGGCAGGAGAAAAAGCUUUAAUAGAAACAGCAUUAUCCAGAGCUGUACUGUUUGGCAUGCCAAUGAUUAUUUCUGAAGCUGCUGUCUAUCUCACAAAUCGAAGAAGAGUUUUCCCACAAAGGUCAAUAGUACUGAGAGCGAUGCUGGUGUAUUGUUUCUUUUGGUUAAUACUACCUGUUUCACUGAGUUGGACUCCACAACUAAGAGAGAUAAAGCGAAAUGAACUUGAGCCUGAUCUGGUCUCUUCCACUGAAGAAACAAAGUUUUUUUAUUAUAGGGGAGUUUAAUAAUGGGAGAUCUUGAUGAUUUUCUAAGAAUACCAUUAUUAUGAUGAAGCUUGCUUUUAUGAAUCAAAGAAGAUCCCUGGUAGUGAGGUGAAAGUUGGUCUGAAUAGUCAUCAGUAUUUUGAGUCAAUUGUAUAUGAAAAUUGAAGCUAAUUGGGGGGAGAAUAAGCAUGCUCUUAUUGAUGCUUCUCUGUACAGAAAGGAUUGGAUCAAGAUCUACCUAUGUCCAACAAUAAAAAGGCCAUUAUGCAAGAAAUAGACUUCUUACCUAUAAAUGCAAAAAUCCUUGCAUUGUGAUCUGCCUGUUACAGCUUUUUUUUUUCAAAUGGAGGAAGUGAGAGCCCAUGUGCCAUAGUGAGAUGUUGGCUUAGGGCUGGAGACACUCAAGUUCAAGCCCAUUCUCAGCCAUGGAAGAUCACUCUGUAACUUUGACCUACUCUCUCUCAGCCCAACAUGUUCCUUUUGGAGAAGGAAGUGCUGUGUAUAGUGUUUAAGGCUUCUGGAGAAAAAACAGGGAAUAAAUCUAAUAAGUUACAUAGAACAAA